Trichomycterus rosablanca is the source of this 3455-nucleotide messenger RNA. RefSeq lists its product as uncharacterized. The coding region runs from base 676 to 1830 and encodes 384 amino acids. The record is from RefSeq and is a predicted model, not a curated record. NCBI's taxonomy places the organism in Eukaryota, Metazoa, Chordata, Actinopteri, Siluriformes, Trichomycteridae. The transcript has 3 exons.
UGCAACUGAACCGGAAAAACAGAAACUCUUCACAAGAUUCAAAUAGUAGUGGUACAUAUUUACACCACAAUGUCACCAGCACCAGUCCUUUUAACCCAUUCAGUCACAACUGAGAAGAUAAACGGAACUCUGAGAAGAUAAACGGAAGUAUAUCUGUGUUUCACGGUUGAUUCCCUCUUUCUGGACCAUGCAAGGAAAGGCAGCAGGACCUGUCCUUAUACCCUUAUUGGUCCAGAAUUGUGAGCCAGCUCAAGGUGAUGAGGAACCAGUCCUCCAGUGCUCCGUCAAACCAGGUGAUUGGGUAAGGGUAAAAGUCCACAAGAGAAAGUGGUCUGAACCUAGGUGGACAGGACCGUGGGAGAUCACGGAGGUGACUACACAUGCGGUCAAGGUAAGAGGUAAAACAGGAGCAAAUUGGCACCACCUCACACAUUGUGUACCCGCACCUGGGCCUUCCAGAACACUUCUGGAAGUUAGAACUGAUUUGACAAGCAGCAAUCCUGUAACAAAAGCAGAUAAAUCAUAAAUUAAGCAAAAGGAUUGCUGGGGUAGUGGUGGAAGAAAGUCCCACCGAACUAAGGGUAUCCUAGCUAUCUGAAGGAACAGCCUCAAAAAAAAAAAAAAAAAAAAAAAAAAAUGUUAUAAUGUUGGGUAAUAAUUUGGGGAAUAAUCCAAAUGGGAUUUGGAAAAGAUCCAUAUGAAGCCAAGGACAUAACCAAACGAGGGCCAAUGACAAUACUGUGUCAUGAAGGGAAAAAUUGCGUUGUGGAGUUCGAUCUGUGUCGGGUAAUAGACUGCUCCGGAGAUGAGCAGGCCCAGCUAAUGUGGAAUGACAAGUAUAUAUGUAAUACAGAAAAACGGUGCAGAAUAGGUGCACACUAUUAUAACACAGAUGGCUAUUGGAGGUGUAAGGGAGGGUUUUGGGGUUGCAACUGCCAAGAGUGGUCGUCUGUCCUGGUGAAUACGGGAUCGCAAGACUGGGGAUAUGAAGGCUAUAUAGGACAUACAUUUGAUAAUUACAGUACGGGCCUAGAGUUAAAAAGUCGUAUGUCCCUUAUUAAAGCGAGUAGUAAGGCUUUCUGUGAAGAUGAGAAAUGUAAUCCGCUGAUUUUGACCCUGAAGGAUCCUAUACCUGGGGAUUCCAGGUAUUUAGUUCUGGGAAUAUGCAGAGCGGGAGAAGAUGCAUUAGGUCCAAUUAGACUGCUGGUGAUCCCCAAGCCUAAAAUAACGACCAACUCUGUUACAAAUAGUGGUAGUAACCCAACAGCCCCACCUCUUCCUAAGCCAUCUGUGAAGUUGGUGAAAAUUGUGAACAUAACCACCUUAGUGGAUACAUUUGCUGUGGAAACUGGGUUUGAGGAUAGAAAUGAAUGGUUGAAUUGGAUGCUCUAUACUGCCAAGCACGCUAAUCAAAGUAACUGUUAUGCCUGUUCCUCUGCCAGACCCCACCUGGGCACUGUUCCAUUACCCUUUAAUAGAGAUAACGACCUAAGUGGCUUAAAGUGUAUAGUGUCACUAUUCAGCAACCUAGAGGGUAGGGAUGACAACUGCGCCGCUGUACACUACCUGUACCCAAUAGUCGAGGUUCGAGUGACGCCACCUAUCUAUGCACCAUACCCUGGGAACUACCCCUGCUUUGAAAAAGCAAAAGGGGAAGUCUCGGUGGGACAACUCUCAUGGUGUGGAGACACUGUGAACGUUGGCAAUGACACUGGAGGCUUUAAGGAUGUGUGGUUCACAAACCAGACGGUGGGCCGUGCAGAUAUAUGGUGGAUGUGUGCUCCUAGACAACUAAGAUCUAAGUUGCCUGCAAGCUGGAGGGGCAGGUGAGCCUUGGUUCAGCUCAUACUACCGCUCUAUGUGUUGCCAAUAGGGACCAAAAUGUUGACUCCAGAAAAUUUGCCGAGCAUCCAUAGGGAAAAGCGUGACGUUAGAAUUCCGAGGGGAACAUUCGACCCUCAUAUUUAUUUAGAUGGAAUUGGAGUGCCUAGGGGUGUGCCAGACGAAUUCAAAGCAAGAGACCAGAUUGCAGUGGGAUUUAAGAGUGUGUUGUUCUGGUGGAGCACAGUAAAUAAGAAUGUAGACUGGAUCAAUUAUAUUUACUAUAAUCAGCAGCGGUUUGCUAAUUACACGCGGGAUGCAAUAAAGGGCAUACACGGGCAACUAGAUAGAACUAGUCUAAUGGCAUGGCAGAACAGAAUUGCAUUAGAUCUGCUUCUGGCUGAAAAGGGGGGAGUGUGUAAAAUGUUUGGGGAUACAUGUUGUACAUUCAUACCUAAUAAUACUGCACCUGACGGCUCAAUAACCAAAGCAUUGAAGGGAUUGACUUCACUGAGUAAGGAGUUGGCAGAAAACAGUGGAACCAACAAUCCCUUCAAUUCUUGGAUGACUAAAAUGUUUGGACAGUAUAAAGCUUUGAUCUUGAGUGUAUUGACUUCAAUCACUACAGGAGUGGCCCUUCUUAUCUUGUGUGGAUGUUGUUGCAUUCCUUGUAUCAGGACACUGUUGAUCAGACUUAUAGAGACUGCGUUGACAAAGAGGGGAGACCGAAAAUUGCAGAUGCCCCUGAUGGGCAAUAAGGUUCCAUUGUUAGCUGAUGAUGAAAUUGAAAUGUACGAGGCUGAUCCGGAGGAAAUCUAGGGUAUCAGGGCUAGGUUUGUGUUUUUAUGUUCCGCUUUUUUGCUUACGCUUAGCACUAAAUUAUAUACUCACUGGACGAUCACAAGGAUGGAGUAUCACACUCUAGGUGAUAGAGAAAACGCUGGGAGGGUCAGAGUAUUACACCAUUCACUGGUUUAAGAGAGAAAGGACCCGACUCAGCAAGUAUCACACCAAUGAGUUUAAGAGAGAAACAUCCCGCUCGUGCACGCACACGCACAUAAUCAAUAGACUUACAAUAGUACACAUACGCGUAGAGAAUAAGUUUUCUUUGUUUAUAAUAGUGAAUAAGUUUCCUUUGAUUGUGUGAUUCACAUUCUGAUAAGGGUAUAAUCCACACCAAUAAAUGGUGUGGAAGGGGGGAUAUGUGAUAUUAUUAAUUUUAUAUGUAGAAUCAUUAACUGUAUAAUGUGUAUGAAUAUAAUGUGUAUGAAAUGAUUAAAUGUACCGUGUAUCUCUUGAUUAUGAUAUUGUGAAACUGAGAGCCAGGCCAGGAGAUAAGCCAGGUCAUUGUGAACUGAAGUUGAUAGCUAGUAGGCAAAACAGAAAACAGUCACAAGUGUACACAAGAUAGCGAACAUGUUUUUCGGACAGUAAACUGACCAGAUUAAACCAGUUUUAUGAACAAAGAAGGAUGUAUUUUGACACCCAAGAGAGAUAUAAGAAAGUGUGUAAGCAUUAAUCGGGGCUCAAUACUUUUCGUUUUUGCAUGAGUGUGAAGUUGGUUUUACGAGCCCUCAGCUGAGUGACUGGUACUGUUGACUUUUACAUGAUUUGUAAUAAAUGAUUUUGCUGAU